AUGUUCCUACGUCAUGCAUACCAGCUGAGUCAGUGGAAGAUGUCACACCGCGGAGCGCUGAUAGUUUUUGAAGGACUUGACAGAAGCGGAAAAUCCACGCAAGCUAGACGGUUAGUGGAGACGAUCAAUGCAUCCGGUGGUAGCGCUAUACUUCUACCUUUUCCUGAUAGAAAUGAACCAUUUGGUCAGGUCAUUGACCGAUAUCUGCGGAAGGAAAUCGACCUUUGUGAACGAGCUCUUCAUCUAGCAUUUUCUGCUAACAGAUGGGAAAAGGUCGCUUUGAUAGAGGAAAAGAUUGCUUCUGGUGUUGAUGUGAUAUGUGAUCGAUAUUGCUUCAGUGGAGUGGCAUACUCUAUUGCAAAAGGUCUCGAUUCACAUUGGGUCCGUCAAGCAGACAUUGGUCUCCCGCGACCUGACGUCGUGCUCUUCUUUGAGGUCUCACCGGAAGUCGUUAAACAACGAGGAGGAUUCGGAGACGAGCGUUUGGAGAACGACCAAUUGCAGAGAAAAGUCCAUACAGCGAUGGAAACGCUUAGGAAAAGCUAUUGGGAGACCGUUGAUGCCGACGGAGACAUGGAGUCUGUGGCAGCUGUGGUUCAAGAGAUUUACUCAAAAAUCCCGAGGGAUAAGCCAUUGAGCGUAAUUGACUCCAUUUGA
Messenger RNA from Necator americanus (New World hookworm), 657 nucleotides. RefSeq lists its product as uncharacterized. Gene Ontology annotation, biological process: dTTP biosynthetic process; dTDP biosynthetic process; dUDP biosynthetic process. Bases 1 to 657 code for a protein of 218 amino acids. The record is from RefSeq and is a predicted model, not a curated record. Gene Ontology annotation, cellular component: cytosol; mitochondrion; cytoplasm. Gene Ontology annotation, molecular function: nucleoside diphosphate kinase activity; dTMP kinase activity; ATP binding. Lineage: Eukaryota; Metazoa; Nematoda; Chromadorea; Rhabditida; Ancylostomatidae. The transcript has 5 exons.